This is a messenger RNA of Rubroshorea leprosula, 1006 nucleotides long. The record is from the annotation of a GenBank genome assembly. Lineage: Eukaryota; Viridiplantae; Streptophyta; Magnoliopsida; Malvales; Dipterocarpaceae.
GGUACUGUUCACGGGUACUGUUCAUAGGCACUGUUCACACACCGAGGGUCAACUAUUAACGGGGAUUUAAAGGUUUAGUUUGUGAUAUAAGAAUGAAUUUGGAGAUGUCCGGUUAUGUGGAGAUUGAUAGAAAUAGCACUGUGAUUAGGGAUAGUGCUAAAGAUGAUUUCACUGUGAAUUUGUGGUGGUAUGGUUAUUAAUUGUGGAAUAUUAUGAUUAGGUUUUGAUCGUUCUAUCACCGUAGCACUUGGGUUAGCCUUCUGUUCUGUGCGAGUGAGGAUGUGAAAUCAAGGACGGGGAAACCACGGGAAGUGACGAGUUAGAAAGCUAGCCAUUUCGAGAUUGAUAUAGAUUCUAGAAAUCAUGAUCUUGUAAGCUAGAGUGUACUUGGAGAUUUUAUGAUAUUAGAGUAAAUUUUAAAGAUUUGAUCUUCAGAUUUUGAUGGUAUCAGAUGUGAUAUGAUAAGUUCUGAGCCUUGUGCACUUGUGGGACCCGUCUCACGAGUGUACGGCGUCUGUUGCGCCUCGAAUUUGGGUUUUGGGGCGUGACACUUCCUAUAAUACCAUGCCUUCCUUGAUCCUUUUGUUAUUACACACAAUAUUGUUGUCAGAUAUUGAUCGUUUUGGUGAUGUACCGCCAAGGUUGACCAGCUGUAGCAUUGCUCUUCUUCUUCUUUUGCGCCUCGUUCCUGUCACCAGCAUCGGUGUUUCUGCUCUUGUUUCUUCUUGUAUCCUGGGGCUUUUGAUGGGGCUUUUAAAAGUUUUAAGCCCACACCUCUCCUGAUGGUUCGAUUCACUUUUUCCUUUGGCCGAAUGGGCCUUGUUUUUGCUAGCAAGUGGGCUUUUGGAUUGGGUUGUUUCUUAGACAACCCCUUCGUUUGAUGGUGGAAUUCUGCUGAAGCUAGUAUGGCUCCCAUUUGCACGCUCCUCUCUUUGUUUUCCUUGAAUAUGAUUAGACAGAACGUCAUCAUUUUCUUUGCAUUCCUCAAGAAAUGUCUUUGAGACAC